This is a messenger RNA of Podarcis lilfordi (Lilford's wall lizard), 22016 nucleotides long. Lineage: Eukaryota; Metazoa; Chordata; Lepidosauria; Squamata; Lacertidae. The record is from the annotation of a GenBank genome assembly.
AUGCCACAUGAGCUGAGUGAGUAGGCAGAGAGACCCCCCCCCGCCCGUGUGCAAUGCCUGCAAGCGGCGCUGCUGCAGCUGCUUCCUCCUCCUCCUCCUCCUGCUGCUGCUGCUCCUGGCGAGGAGCGGCGCCCAUUUGCCCGCGCGGUGCCUGGGCUCGCCCUUUCUCCUGUCAUUCGGGGCCACGUUGCUGCAGCCUCCCCGGGCGGGGGGGGGGGCAUUUACCCCGGGGGAGGAGGAAAGGGAGCUGGGGAUGUGGGGAACGCCAUCCAGCCCCUCGCGGGCAAAGCUCCUGCGCAAGCAGCGGCGUUGCCCAGGACAUUUUCCUCCUUGCAACCUUCCCUUUGCCAAGUUAGGGGGCGGGGGGUCUUUUCUCUGGUCGGGGAGUCUCCCCCCCCCCCCGAAGUCUCCUCCCCCCCCCCCCAGUACAAUUUCUCCACGUAGCAUUCAGCAACAGGUCAAAUAGCCAAUGUAUCUGGAGUUGUUUGCGCUCUUGUUUCUUGCUGGCCUCCCGUUGUUAAUAGGUGUGUCUUUUUCUCUCCCCCCCCCCACCCCCCAUUUGUAGAAAAAGUGUUUGCCAGUCUCCCGCAGGUUGAGAGAGGCGUCUCCAAGAUCAUUGGGGGAGAUCCAAAGGGCAAUAACUUUCUGUACACGAAUGGAAAAUGUGUCAUCAUCCGCAACAUUGAUGUAAUGUACCCUCAUUUUUACAUUGAUUCAUUUUUACAUUGAUUCUUACUGAUGGUUUUCUUUUUAAGCCUUAAUGCUUCUCCUUUGCUGUUCUAUUGAGGUCAGGGAUCUGUGACAAUUUAGGAGGGCAUUGGAGUGAAAGCAGAAUGACUCACAGGAGCUGAGAAUAACCAGAGAGAUGUUGAGGCUGCAUGUGGAAACGCCCUGAAAUCUAACAUGAUAAAGGGCAGCAUGUUUUAAAUAAAAAAGAAAGCUCUUAAAAUACAAAUAAAAGUGGAGUGGGGGGAAGAGAUCAGUGGUAUUAUGAAGUAUUUUUCAGUACUGAAGUAAAUAUGGAAAGCUUAUAGGAUGUUGAAUGUAUGAAAACAUCCUAUAGAAAUUAAAGGGUAUUUCUUUUCUCCUGUUGUGUUUUCCCUAAUCUGGUGAACAGCAUCACUCAAAUCCAAUGUGUCUCUUUGCUUCAUGGGAAUAUCUGUGUUUUGUAUGAGAAUAUUUUCAUAUUUGGAACCUAAUUAGUAGUCAAAAAUCACUCCCUUUUUAAGUUAUAGCCAUGAGGUAGGACUAUAGUUGCAAAAUACUUUCUUUGCUUACUGUCUUAGGACAGGAUUGUAGCAAGCAGUUCUGGAUACCUUAGAGCUAUGAUUAAAAGUAGAGCAUUUGUGUUGUAGUACCUACAAUGUGGAAUUGUCUUUCAGAGCUUUUCACAGUCUACUGAGAUCUAUCUCUUAUAUAUUUAUUGGCGCUUUAAUACUUCUGUGUGACAGAUAUGAAUAUGGUGAACCAAACUUUUUAGUUUUGGUAACAAAUGGGGAAAUUCAUCUUUCUCUCUUGUAUCACUGAAAACAAUGUAGCAAUUUGUUACACUGGAGUUUUUAAUGUGGUUUGGAUUACUGGUACAGAACUCAUGUGGGGAGUUGGACAUGUGAUUGCUUAUAUUUCCUGUUUUAGGAAAAACACUAGUCAUGGGAGUCGCUUUAAUUUCAAGUGUUGGCAUCCACAUUCUAGAAACUAGAAAUACAUUAGGCAAAACUUUUAAGAUGUGGCCGUAAGAACAUAAGGAGAGGCCUACUGAGCCAGACCAAAGGCCGAUCUAGUCUGGUGUGCUGUUUCGGUAGUCAGAUGGAUGCCUGUGGGAGGCUGGUGGAACAUGAGCACAGCAGCGCUCUUCCCAGUUGUUCCCCAGCAACAGGUGAAGUGUGGCAUCAGACAAGACCCUGCAAACCCCCUGUAGGAGGAGGGCUGUGGUCCUGGUGAUCAAAAAUCUUGGCUCACUACAAAAUCUGGGGGCGGGGAGGGGGAAUUGUUGACCAGUUGAAGCCACUGCCUAAUAAACAUGAGUGGCCAGACAUAUAACUUGGGCAACAGAUGUUUGUAUUGUGCAUAGAUAGGAGCAGGAGAGCCUGGUUGUGACAUAAUUGAGGCUACAUGCCUGAGGAUUCGUGGACCAGAACCUCCCCAGAACAUGGAGAAUUUUAUCUCUAUUAUACUUUGCAACAGGUGGGUCUCUUGGCACAGCUAGGAUGGCCGCUAGUGACACAGAUGAGGAUCAUGCAGGAAUAAGAGUUGUGUUAUUCAUUACAUUUCACUUUUAUUUUGUAUACAGCCUUUCUAUGUUGCUAUACACAAGGCGAUUUACAGCAACAAAAUAUUCAACAAAGAACACACACCUUAUAAUAAUGUGAUCCAAUACAAAAAGUCAUAAUAAAACAUAACUUUAAAAUAGAAUGACUUACAUCAAAUAAAGUGAUAUUCAACAAUCUAUUAGAAUAUAAUAGUACACAAUAAAAUUAACCCUCAUCACAGCAAAUAAUAAUUAAACAAAUUCACUCUCAAUAAUUACUGAACUGUGAUCAAUAAAAAUAAGUGCAAGUCAAAAUGCAUAAAAUACCACAAUACAUACAAAACCACAUAAAAGGAUCAAAUUGAGAAACAAAGACACAGAACUUAUAAAACGGUUUUUUAAAAAUCCCUGAACUCUUCUUCUCCCUUCGCAGCUGGGAGAGGCUACUUGCUCAGCUGGACUUGAUUGAGGCUGGGGAAGGCGAGGCUCUUUCUCCCUUCUUUGCACUUCCUCGCUGAGGAAGCUGACUUCUGCUAAAUUAUUUUAGAGUCUUUCUGUAGGUUUUCUUUUGGUGGGACUUUUCCAAACAACUUCCAGCCAGGAGCACUGUGGACUUUUGUUCUUUUAGUGAAGAACUUAUUCGUUACUUAACCUAUGAUAGCUAUCUGAGACAGAAUGUGGAAGAAGAGGCAUUCUGCCUACAGUUGACUGCUAAGCCAGUAUCUCUUCUUAAGCCAACAAAUCCAUAAAAUUCUCCUUGCAUGCAACAAAGCCGUGUUUUAAGGUGCAUCCUCUCUAUUCUCCCAUACCUUCCUUCCUUCUGACUUACUGUCAGGCCUUCCCUCCCACUUGAAUCGAUAGGCUGAGCAAACCUUUUGCUGGAUUUGGUCUAGAAGAGAAGCUGAAUAGUUUCCUCAUUGCUCAUCUCUCAGCUUCCCAGAAUGUGCUCACAGGGCUUUACUGUGUGUUGGCAACUUGUCCCAGAAGCCUAGUGCAAUGAAACCCAUUGGCUUUGCUGGGGACGCUGUUUCUCAAAGCCACCUGGGCGCAGAAGACUAACUAUAGAAUGUGUUUCUUUCCCUUUGUCUUUCACCUAUGGCUGCCAACAGAAGCUACAAGCCUUUCCUACUACUCAUAGUUUACCUGGAUUUGUAAUGUUGGUUUAUUCUUCUUGACACGCCCGUCUGGCUUUUCCCUCUGGUCUCUUUGACUUCUUCCCAAUGAAACCCUUUUAAAGUUUGCAGCCUGAGUGUGUUUGUGGUAUGCUCAAGUGAUUAGGUUCCUCUCGCAUACCUAGGUUACUUCGUAAUGCAAGACACAGACGUGUCUUGGGGUCUUCAAGGAAAGGAUGCUCCUUCACCCUGAGGAGCUCACUGGCUUGUAUGCUGUGACCCGUUGCCCCUACCAGGGUCAGCAGACUGGCACCUCCUGAGCAUGCAUAUGUCAAAGGGCACAGUUUUGGGGACCCCAGAAGAAAAACAUUCAGGAAAUCUUAGAAUGUUGAGUCAUUCAACUAACAGAAAGUGACAGAUUAUAAACUACCAUAAGCAAGUUUUCAGCUUGAUAACCAUCAAGCUCCUGUCGUCUCAUCCACAAUCGGCAAUUCAGAUGUUUCUGUGCACCCCAUUAAAGUUCUAAAAGAGUACUAGAAAGCUCCAUGAGGGCAACUGUAACACUGGAUUUCCCAGUUGCAUGAAUAUUUUACUUCUGUUGCCUCCUCUGCCUGCACUAAGUUACAGAGCCAGUCGCUGGCUGUUGCAGGUAUCUCUGGUUUCAGUCUUCCAAAAGAAUAGACUGUGAAUUGGAGGACUCCAUAGCAGGAUGUGUGUUCUAGGAUUCAGCUAAUCUUUUUUUCUUUUCAUAAGAAUCCUAACUAUUGCUUUCAGAGAAUUCCUGGUAAAUCUUAACUGGUUUCGGUGACUUUUAAAGUGAGAUUCUCUUGCAUGUGCUUGUGUGCUGCCUCUUGCUCAAAGAGCAGCUAUAUGCUAUAGAAAGAGGACAUUAUUGUAGCCUUAAUACUAGCCUUCAAAUAAGGUGUUGACUUAAAUAACAAAGAAGAUAUUUCACUUCUUAGAAGUCUUGGCCUAAUCAGUAAUAUUUUCUUUUUCUCCUUCUGGAAACGGCAGCUAUGGUAGGAUAGGAUAGGUGGAAAUUUUGCUAGGGUAUUUGUUUGUAGUCCUUCAUGGUCAGUUGGUGUUUCUUAUGAAAGCUCACGGGUAGAUGGUUUUAAGAUGUGGAGAUCUCAUGAAUGUUUUGAAUCCAUUGGCUCCCCUUCCCCCUUCUAAGGAGAGGUGGUCAGAGGCAAAGGGGAGUGGGGGGAGAAGAAGUCGUUCGACAAGUCUGAGGCAGAGAGGGGGAUCCUGGUUCAGCUCAUCACCCUGAGCAGUGGUUAAGGUGCUCAAAAAUGACUUGUGUUGGACUUAGGAGUUUUUGUACCACAUGUGAGAAGAGGACAGCGAAAACUUCCAGUGUGACUUCAGAAAAAGCUACAGCUGCACAUUAAUCUAUUGUUCUAACCAUUAAUUCAACUCUACGGUUCUUUGAUUCUAUAAGUAAGCCAGAUUCUAAAACCAUGGUUUGAGCCUAGUUUGUUUGAAAGGUAAACUGCUGCCCCUUCCCCACAAAAAAAACUUAUCUGGAAGCUUUAAGCAUCCUUCCCUCAAGUGUGGAGCGCUGGGUGCAGGAUUUCUUCUCUGCUUUACAUCUGCAUCUGAACUAGGUCUGAGUAGAUGAUGACCAACCAAGGUUAGAAGUGCAUGCAUCCAAUAGCAGAGACAGCAGUCAAAUGCCGAGCUCCUCUCCCCGCCCCUGCUGCGUUUCAGAGUUUCUUUACUUCUGAAUCCAGACAAAUUGUGGUUAGUUUAGAAUUGUAGGAUUGUAAGCAUUGGAAGAGCCCCCAGGGUCAUCUAGCCCAGCCCCCUGUAAUACAGGAAUCCCAACUAAAGCAUCCAUGACAGAUGGCCACCCAACCUCUGCUUAAAAACCUCCAGGGAUGGAGAGUCCACAAUCUCCCAAGGAGUCCAUUGCACUGUCGGACAGCUCUUACUGUUAGAAAGAUUUUCCUGAUGUUUAGUCAGAAUCUCAUUUCUUGUAACUUGAAGCCGCUGGUUCAAGUCCUACCCUCCGGAGCAGGAAAAAACAAGCCUGCUUUUGUGCAGGUGGUUUUUCCUGCCUAAAUGUCCCUAUUGAAAUUCAUCUUGUUAGUUUGGGCCCAGUUCUCCAUCUGAUAAGGUCAUCUUGAGUCACGAUUCUGUCUUCCGUGGCUUCCUCUUUGGUGACCACUCGUAGCCAAGUAAGAGUGUCUUCCAUGAACACGAUCUUAGCGGUGUGUCCGUAGGUGACUGUGGAGGCCAGUUCUGGAUCCACAAGUCCUUCCACAGUGGGAACAUUGGUUUCCAGGUGGGAGUUGAUGUUGGUGAGGUUUGCCAAACAUGCCCUCCUCUUAACCAGUUUCUCCCUUUUGUCCUGAGUUCGAUUGUCUUCAAAGUCCAUGACACCUUUUAUAAAGACUUCAACUGGAGCACUCACAGGCUAGGGUUUCCCAAUUAUUGGUGUUUAUACUACAUUUUUUUAGAUUUACCUUGAGAGAGUCUUUAAACCUCUUUUGUGUCAACACCAGCAUUACGCUUUCCAUUUUUAAGUUCAGAAUACAGUAGUUGCUUUGGAAGACGAUAAUCAGGCAUCCAAACAAGUUGAUGUUGAUACUGAAGAAUCAUUGCUUCGGCACUGGUGAUCUUUGCUUCUUCCAGUACACUGACAUUUGACUGUCUUCCCAAGUGAUAUGUAAAAAUUUUGGAGACACCGUUAAUGGAAUCUUUCGAGAAGUUGGAGAUGGCAUUUAUAAGUAGUCUGUGCUUCACAAGCAAAACAGUAAGGUUGGUAGUACAAUAGUUUACAAAGGUAAACAAGCAUUUUGGUUUCCCUGUGAAUGUCCCAGUCCUCAAACACUCUGCACUCUUGCAGAGCUCAGGCAGUGCUGGAUUUCGGCAUCAGUGAUGGCCCUUGUGGAAAGAUAACUGCCCAGGUAGGAGAAGUGAUCAACAGUUUCCAACGUUACACCAUUGAGUUUGAUUUGUGCUGCUGCAGAGGGGUUUUGUGCUUGUUGGUGCAGCACUUUGGUUUUUUGGAUGUUGAGCGAUAGGCCUAGCUGUAAGUUUCUGUGAAGAAUAUGUGGCAUUAGCUACCCCUCCCUGUUUGGUUUCCUCUGCUACAUUGAUGAGCUUCCCCUCAACUCCUCCAUCCGAGUCAGCCAUGCUAUCUGGGUUCAAUGUGAGUUGGAAGUCCAACAGCAUCUGAAGUAGCCACCACUGCUGUAGAGAAACAAGCCAACUUGGCAAAUUGUAGCCAUGACCGUGACUUGUUUCCCUUAACCAUGUCCCCAUGUUCUUUCUUAGGCUCCUCUCCACUUUUCCCCCGAGGCUGCCUGCCCCUUUCUCCUUGGGACAUUAACGCUUCCUGUGGGUGAACUAUUUAUUUUAUUGAUUUACAACCAGCUUUUAUGAAGAUCUUCCCAAAAUGGUUUACAAAAUGCAAACAAAUAAAGCAUUCAUGCCAUGUGAAUAUUACAGUCAGCACAGAAAUAACACAAUAACCUAGCAUAAGUUUAAACAAAACAAAACCCAGAUCACAACAUCAUUUCUUCAGCUCAUUGUAUAAUUAACCACUGAAGGCUGCAGCAGAGAAGUGGGUCGUCAAGACCAGGGCUUUUUUCAGCCAGAACUCGCUGAAACUCAGUUCCAGCACCUCUCAGGUGGGCGCCAUUGCCGUUAUAAGAGAACAAGUUCAUGGUGAGUUCUGGCACCUCUUUUUCUAUGACAAUAGCACUGAUCAAGACCCAUUUGAAAAGUACUGUAUCGAGUCAUGGGGCUUGUCUGAUAUUGCAUGGAAUUGCAUCCAGAAAUGUUUUAAUAUUUUGGCAGCCUGAGCUUUGGCUUGGUGUGAUCUGGUGCCCAAAUCAAAUGCAUUCAUUUGAAUUGAUAAUGACAGUAGACUUGUCACUGUGCGUCAUCAAACCACAGAUUUGUCCCCUCUUGCCUCAGCAAAUCCUUCUCUUCCUCUGACUGUCAACUUAACUGCUCACUAAACUGAGAACUAAAGGGUGGUAUAUACCAGUAACUCUAAUAAAUAAAAUAAGAUAAUUGUUCCAUACAGAGAUGUAAAGCAUCAUUAUUUGAAAUUGAUAGCGGUAUAUAUUAUAGCAACAGAACUUGGGUAUCUUUGUUAUAUAGCUAGCAAGCUGUGUGCGUGGACUGGGCAGAUUGCGUUAAAUUUCCAUACGUGGACCUUGAGAGAUACUCAGCACUGUGCUGCUGAUUCAUUGGAAUUCUGACUCCAUUUCCUCAUAUUAAAAACAAAAGGAACAUGAAGUUGUUGGUGACAACUGUGCUUUAGAGAUGUGAUUCCUGCUGAGACUGCUUUUCUGCCUGUAGUUCUGUCAGUUCUUACAAUGCUAGGCAUUAUUAAUAAAUUUGAUUAGAAAACAUAUUUCUAUAAAGCAGUUUUAGCUGUGCCAACUCCUGCAUUUCGGGGGUUGGAUGAUGACCCUGGGGGUCCCUUCCAACUCUACAAUUUCAUGAUUCUGUACUUUGCACCUGUUGAAGAUUCAUAUGUGCCUCGCACUGGGCUGGCCCACCCGUGAGGCAAGGUGAGGCAGCUGCCUCAGGCAGCAGGACCGACCAGGGUAGCAGAUCCCAAUGUCAAUAUUUCUCCCCCCUCCCCCUGUUCCUCACCCCUUCUUUCCUUCCGCCUUCUUGGGGUCCAUCUCGGGUGCCAAAUAUUUUUGGCUGACUCCAGCCUCAUAUGCUGGGCAGUGGGCUUGCUUUACGUCUGCAGAAAGCAGCCAGAUGCUUCCCCCAGUCCAGACAAUAGUAUUGGGACUGUGCUUGUAAUUGCUUGCUUCCUUUGUAAUGGUUACUUACAAUACAUCUGUGAAAUACCAUAAUUUUUAUAAAUUGGGAAAUUGCUCUUUCCUGUGUUUAAUUUCAGCACAGCGGGUCAGUAGUUUCCUUGCUUUUCUCUCUUCUGUAGUUGAGACUUAAAAAAAAAAAUCAAUGCCUGCCUCAAUUUUUAAAUCAGAGGUUUAAAAUACCUUUGGCCUUCCAAAUGAUGUUGGAUUUCAACUCUCAUCAUCCCUGAUCAUUGGCCAAUCUGGUUGGGCCUGUUGGGAGCUGAAUCCACACAGCAUCUAGAGGUCCACAGCUUAGCCACCUGUGUUUAAAAACAAUUUCUGAGGAGGCUUGGUGAAUGGGAGACCCUGUCAAACAGAAUCCUCUCAAUUGUGAAUGAUUUGAUAAAUCCGGGCUGUUUUGGAAGACUUGGGUGUUUGAACUUCAGUCAUAGAUUGCUGAACCACAAUACACAGUUGGCAGCUCUCAUUGGUGAGAUUGUGACUGUUGUUUGGCUUCAGUGAUGUGGGUUUUCUCGAAGACUUUGAAAAGGGAAGUAUGACGAAGCCAUGCACUUCUGAAACUGGAAAAUGUUCUUCGGAAAAGCACAGCAGUGGGAAAUUCUCUGGAAAAUUUCCACCCCAUAUCACUGGCUAGUCAGUCAAAUUUUCUGUGACACAGGUGGCAAUAUUGGAACCUUCCUUCCUCUAUUUGAGCUCCUAGGCUGCAUUUGUGUCUGUGCUGCCUAUUGUGCAUGUUCCCUGUUCUCCAUUUCUUCAGCGUACUAAUUCCAUAUUUGGAGCCUAGGCAUGCCGCAGAGUUUGGACAAAGGCCACUGUACCGUCUGGUGUAGUGAGGGGCCAGAGAGAGCAGUCACAAUUUGUCACUGCAUGUAGCAAAUGUUUCUUGCACAAGGCUUAUGCUUCCUUCUAGGAAGGCAGAAGGGGUGUCAACACUGUGACAUUGGCUUAACCAAUUUGCAAUCCUGUUUAAUUAAGCAGGAGAGUGGUUAGUCAUUCAGAAGCACCGGCAUUGGUACUGCAGUCUCAGAUCUGUCAGUCCAACAUUUAAUCUCUGUAUGGCACUGAGACUGUAGCCUUGACCAAGAAACUCAAAGUCGGAAAAACAUUGUCCUGAUAAUCUUGCUAGAUCUUGACGCAUCCCCUAGUACCAUUAAUCGUGAGGUGUUGGUGACAUGGCAGCUCUCUGUGGGGCUGUGUUCCAGUAAUCUGGCUUCUGAUUGGAAGGGAGUUCCCAGAGCUGAAAAUGGAUGCUUGCCGGUUGUUCUUUUGGACCAACCUCUGGGCUUCUGCUGAAGUCCAUCGUGUUUCAACCCUUCUCUCAACAUGGUAGUAGCAGAUAAUUUUUCUGACUUCUCUAUCAGUUGAGAGGGACUAGGAGCAGCAGAUGGGAAGCUUCCUUGAAUACUUACUUGAAAAUAUAACUCUCUUAUAGAAUCCAGCGAUUGCUGACAUCUACACUGAACAUGCUCAUCAAGUUGUUGUUGCCAAGUAUGCUCCCAGCGGCUUCUACAUUGCAUCUGGAGGUAUGGUAUUCUACUAGUAUCCAUGUCUGCAUAGUGCAAUCUUGCUGUUACCAAUUUUACUUCACAUGGGGUCCAUUUAUAAUCUGUGGUGGAAAUCCUAUGCCAUUUUGGGUCAUAGAUUUCAGUGGGUUGAAGUGUACCUACCUCAGUAUUGGCUUGUGGUCUACAACAUUGCUUGAUUAUUGUCAUUGAAUGUGCCUCUCUUAAGAUGGUACUAUGAGGGCUAAGAGACUGAGGCAUGAAUCUGGAAGUCUCUAGUUUGAAUCGUGAGUCUGCCACAAAUUCACCAGAUAGUUGUAGGCAGGCCACAGCACCCACCUGCAAUCUGCAAUAUUGGGAUAGUGAGACAUAACCGUCUUACAAGAUUGAUACAGUAUAAGGAUUUCAAGAAGAGAAUGUAUUUCAAGUCCUUUGAAAACACUAUAAAGCAGGCAUGGCCAAACUUGGCCCUCCAGCUGUUUUGGGGCUACAACUGCCAUCAUCCGUUGCCUUAUGAGGAACGGCUAAGGGAGCUGGGCAUGUUUAGCCUGGAGAAGAGGAGGUUAAGGGGUGAUAUGAUAGCCAUGUUCAAAUAUAUAAAAGGAUGUCACAUAGAGGAGGGAGAAAGGUUGUUUUCUGCUGCUCCAGAGAAGCGGACACGGAGCAAUGGAUCCAAAGUACAAGAAAGAAGAUUCCACCUAAACAUUAGGAAGAACUUCCUGACAGUAAGAGCUGUUCGACAGUGGAAUUUGCUGCCACGGAGUGUGGUGGAGUCUCCUUCUUUGGAGGUCUUUAAGCAGAGGCUUGGCAACCAUGUGUCAGGAUUGCUCUGAUGGUGUUUCCUGCUUGGCAGGGGGUUGGACUCGAUGGCCCUUGUGGUCUCUUCCAACUCUAUGAUUCUAUGAUUCUAUCCCUAGCUAACAGGAACAGUGAUCAAGGAUGAUGGGAGUUAUAGUCCCAAAACAGCUGGAGGGCCAAGCUUGGCUACCACUGCUCUAAAGCAACACAUAAAUAUUUGCGCCUUGAAAUGGUUAUGCACUUGUUUCCAGAUAGAACUUGUUUGUUCUAAAACUGAGGUCACUUUUCAAAAGCUACAGCAGUUUUCCAUUUUCCGCCAUGAAUAUGAGUUUUAAACCCUGCAAAGUGUUUUUGCAUAUAGUAUCAGGAAUUCUUCUCCUUGCCCCAUCUAUUUCCCCAGGAGUGCAAUACUCUCAGCUGUUCUGCCUCAGAUGUUGUGAAUAUAGCUAUAGCUGUUCUGGGCACACUCAGCAUUAAAAAUGGAUUCUGUGAGCGCUAUAUAUUAUGCAAAUUAAGCAGCUGGUCAUGGGGGAGGAACAGGGCACCCAAGCUCCACCUCCUACAAGUUAGAGUUGUUGCUUGCUCCCCUUGGCUAGUAAGCCAGUGCUGCCAACAUACCUUUUAAGUCUCAUAUUCCCAACCACAAUGGCUAGAAGUUUGCUUUUAUGGAAAGGCCAACUUUCAAAAGAGAACAUUGUUCACACAUUUUGCAGUUGUGUAGAAUCACAGAACACACAAUACCCAGGAUAUAGUUAAUUUUAGAUUCAAUACUUGGGGACGGGGGAUGUAAUUUCAAGAGAUGUGGUCUCUUGCGCUUCUUAAUACUAGCUUGCGCUUUACUUGAUCUGCAUCUUAACUCUCUCUAGACCUAAAUUUGAGGCUUAGUUAAUAAUAACCCUGUGCGUGGUGAUUUUCAGUGGAAAGCAAAAGUAGAUGAAUCCCUGUGCUGAAGGCACUUGCAGUCUAAAUUCUCAGAAAAAUAACUUGAAGAAGCAAACUUUGGGGGGGGGAAUGCAUUUUCCAUGUCAAAGAUAGUUGUACGCUAAAACUGUGUGAAUGUUUAGAAGCAUGUGAACAUGGUAAGAAAGCUUUGAGCUGGCCUAGUUCCCAUCAGCAAUAUUUGACUUUGUAUUAUCACAGACUUUAAUCAGUGAUACGUGGUUUCUUAUGAAUUCCUUUGAAGUCCAUAAAGAAGUAGCAUUUUUCCAAAAAUAGUAUAUUGGUUUUUACUGAGUUUCCUCUGAAUAAGCACAAUCCUAGGGACCAACAGACAUUGAGAAUAGAAAGUGUGAUUUUGCCCAAACUCCAUACAUUUCACAACUUCCGGUAGGACAACUGCCCUGUAUCAAGAAGAGGAAUUGCCUUCCAGCAAUGAUCUCCAGCCUACACUGAUAUCACUGGAAGUCACACUAGCAGUUAAAGGCCCUUUGCUGCUUUCCAACAGUAUUGAGAGCCUGAAGAGUUUGACUCCUCUUAUUCCUGGCAAGUGCAAAUGCCUUGGCUGGUUAUGCUAUUAUGAGAUGCCUUUGAACAUGGCUGUACAUACAGAAUUUUGUUUGUUUGCUAUCUUUCCACAGUUAAAACCAUGCUCAAGGCAGCUUACAACAUGAAAAAAAUGUAAAAUUACAAACUUAACAAGUAGUCAUAAACAAAAAAUGUAUCAAAAAGUACACAAUGCAAAGUUGAGCCAUUUCAACAUAAAUCGUUAAGAAGAUCUAAAAAUAAAGAUACAAAAAUUAAUAUCAACAACAGCAACAAAAGCCCUCUAAAAACAGUACUCCAGUCCAAGAGUCUGUUCAGCAGCCUCGGCUUUUAUAGCUGGAGUCAGUCCAGGCCAGGUGGAAAAAGCCAUGCAAGGCAGGGAUCAGGUUUUCCAGGACUCUCAGCCAAGAUCUCAACAAGAUUUAAACAUGGCUGUAGCAUGCAAGACUUCAUACAUGUGCACCUCCACUCCAUUGGAGGGAGGAGGAUUGUGUCCAUUCUUCUGGGAUUCUGUCUUGGCUUACUGGCAUUUGCAACCCCAUUGUCUAACUUAAACCUAAAAUCAGAAGAUUUGGCUAUUUUAAAUGUGGAGGUUAUUCUUGAAUAGUAUGAAUUUGUGCAACCAGUGAUUAAUGGGAAAUAAUCUCUUGGUAGAUUCUGUUCUUUUCAGGCACUGCUGCCUUUCUCUACUGAGCUCCAAACCGUGAGAGAGAUAGAAAUGACUCUUAUUUAUUGAGUAUUCUUUCAAGCUCCCUGGAGAGCUUGGAGACCACCUCCUUAUUAGACUUCAAGAUGCUGCCUGCACAGUGAUAUGGAAAUGAGAACCUUGGUUUCACAAACAAGUGCCGUGGCCUCCAUUUUAGCAGACAGCUCUUGCAUAGACCAGGAAACCCAAGGAGGAGGUUAAGCAAGCUACUGUCAAACAAGAAAGAUACUGUGUUGAAUUGCAAUGGCUCUUCCGGGUUUUUUGCAGAGGCCUUUGGACAAUCAAGCACAUUUUGGUUACUCGGUGCAUGAUUUUAGAAAUAAUAGUCCCAAUGAGGUUUUGAAAGGGGACUUUAGAAAUGAAGAAAUGCAUGCAUGCCUUAUGAACAAUGCAAACACAAAUGAACACUUCUUAAAAAAUAGAGGUAAAAAGCAAUUGAAAAUUAGAUAAUACAGCUUAGCAUCUUGAUUUGGGUAUAAAGAUAUAAGUCAGGUAUGAAGAUGGAGGGUUGGAUGGGUUGGAAUUUAUCUUGUCCUUCUGUGUAAGGGAGGGGCUGAGAUUCAGUGGAGGCUCCCGCAGAAGGUGAGGAAGGAAAGAUAAUUCUUGCCAAGCUCUUCCCGCAGUCAAGUUUUCAGGAGAAGGUAUAGAAAAUCUCCUAGGCAAAACCAAGAGCAGUGGUGUGCACUUAAGCCCCGCCUGAGUGUCCCUAGGUGUGCAGGCUGCUUUUCAGAUCUUUGUGCAAUAAGUGCAAAGGUCUGAAGAAGAUUUUAAAGUCUCCCAGUAAUCCCCUAAUAAGUCAGGGUCUACACUCACAGAGAGGCCUCUAAGUGGUUCAGUCGAACAUGCUUAAAUCCUCUUAAGGUUUUCUGUGCUAAUCACAUGCCAGGAAGUGUUGCAGGCGAGACUUCUGCCGGUGUCCCUGCCACAUCCUUGGUUUUGCUUAUUGCACAUUCAGGCAAAUGUAGUCAGCACUGCACACAAUCAAACACCUGCAGUUUCUCCACAAAACAUUUAUAAUAGUUGCCAUGUCAUUGUCACUGUGGUUUGCAGAAAGAGUUUAGCAUUCCUAACAUGCACACUGGUAAGUUCUCGCACGCCUGAAGAUUUGAAUGUGGCAAAGUGAUGGCCGUGCGGCAACUACGUCUUGCUGGAAUGGUGACUAUGUGUAUUGCUGUGCUGUGACAGAUAUUUCCGGGAAGCUAAGGAUUUGGGACACCACGCAGAAGGAACAUCUAUUGAAGUAUGAAUACCAGCCAUUUGCAGGAAAAAUAAAAGACAUUGCAUGGACAGAAGAUAGCAAGAGGCUUGCUGCUGUUGGGGAAGGAAGGGAAAAGUGAGUAGAGAAUCAAAGUAAUUUUUUUGCUCAUUCCUGCAGGAGAACUUGGCUUAUUCUUGUGUUUUAAUUUCCAGAUUCACAGUUGAUAGCUGAUCAUUUAACAGCUAGAGAUCUUUUAAUAGCUCACAUUCUUGGAAACCAUUUCCACAAGGAAGCCAGAGGGUUUUUAAAUGGCAUUGAGCAGCAGUAGCAAGAGUUUUACACGUGUAGUGGUCCUAGUGUUAUAUUCUUGGACACAGUAAAGGAUCCCACAGUCCAAGGAAACCUGCAUUCAAGCACCUCCUACUGAAAGGGCUUCUUAAAAUUAUUCUCCAAAGCCCUGGAAUGCAGCACGAGAAGGGAAGCGUUGGCAUGAAAACUGCUUAAAAGGUACAAGCAUCAUUGUCUCCUCUUUUUAAGCUCAGCCUGAUCCUUAAAGAGCAUUUAAGAUUAUUAACAUUGAUAAUCUUGAUGGAGAAUGGCCAGUUUGUAGAGCUUCUCCCUGGAAUGCAAGGCUGCUACUGCCGCCGGCAUCUCAAGGCACAGAACAAAACAGAGUGUCAGUUUUAUAGAAAUAAAUGCCCCUCAGCCCACACUUCAGCAAAGCUCCAGCCAACCACUUCUUCAGAGAUCUUUCACCUUCAUGGUUGCAGUUCUGCCGCAGAGUAGUCUGAGGUGAAUGUAUUUACACUGUGUUUCAUCCCAUGCCUUGGGAUGGCAUAAAACCUCUUUCUUCCCUUCAGUGGAGCCUCACAAUGUAAUGCAAAUAAUAACACCUUGGAGAUCCCUGGCCUCGACCAGGGCCAGGGCCUUUUUGGUCUUGGCCCCGGGCUGAUGGAAUGCUCUGCCACAAGAGAUCAGGGCCCUGCGGGAUUUGACAUCUUUCCACAGGGCCUGCAAGACGGAGUUGUUCCGCCAGGCUCAGCCUGACUCCCCUUUUCUUUUAGUAUAAGAACUAAUAUGAAAGAGGCCUCCCAGCAUUCUCACAGGCCCAUAUAAGAUCAGCGUAAACAGUUGGGCCAAUGAGCACUUACUGUUCCCAACCCUAACCCUGCGGAAAGCCAUCUAAUUAGACUUUAAUUUGAUUUUGACCUUUUUUAAGGAGGUAAUUCAAUUAUUGUUUGAUUUUAUACCAAUGUUAUAUAUCUAAUGUAACCGCCCUGAGCCUGACUUCGGCCAGGGAGGGCGGGAUAUAAAUAAAAGUUUAUUAUAUCUUUUUCCUCAGAAUAUUUGUAUGGCACUUAGAGUUCACGCAUAACUAGAACAGCAGUUUGUUCUUACAGUCAGUAUAGAUGCAGGGAACUCACUGAAAAUAAAGCCCAUUACUGCUUAUUUGGCAGUACAGUUGUACCUUGGUUCUCGGACAGAAUCCAUUCUGGAAGUCAGUUCGACUUCUGAAAACGUUCGGAAACCAAAGUGCGGCUUCCGAUUAUCUGCAGGAGCUUCCUGCGCUCAAUAGGAAGCUGUGUCGGACGUUCGGCUUCCAAAAAUAGUUUGCAAACCGGAACAGUCACUUCCGGGUUUACGGCAUUCGGGAGCUAAAACAUUCGAGCUGUUCAAAAACCAAGAUACGACUAUAAAUAAAACUCUUGCCAGUUCAGCUCUUGUAUGACAUGGCUUGUGUGUUCAAAUGAUAGGAACAGUCUCUAUAAUUCAAAAUAGCUUCAGAUGACUGAUUCUUAUUAUAUUUUUGUUAUUUCAGUUGUUACAAUUGUGUUUUAAUUAUUGGUAUAUUGCAUUUUACCUUAUGUGCACUGCUCUGCAUGAGGGAAAGGAGUAUAUAAAUAAAAAUACUACAGUGUGUUGCUCCUUUAUCUAUCAGUACAUGAAGCAAGUGCCCUAUUUCGUUACAUUAUUUGUUUAUGCAUAAUGGGCAAAGGAUUUGAAUGCCAUAGGGAACGAAGCUAAAACUGCACAAGAUUAACUGGGCGGUCUAAGUUCUGUUGUGUAAAUCCACUCAACGUGCUGGCUGUGCUCAAUACAUUAAGUCCUAUAUAUAGUCCUCAUUGUAUGUGACUUGAUUUGUUGUUUCUUAAUAGAUUUGGGGCUGUGUUUCUGUGGGAUACCGGCUCUUCAGUAGGCGAGAUCACCGGCCACAACAAAGUGAUCAAUAGUGUGGAUAUUAAACAGACCAGACCAUACCGCCUCGUGACUGGCAGUGAUGACAAUUGUGCUGCUUUCUUUGAAGGACCACCGUUCAAAUUCAAGUUUACAAUAAGUGUGAGUUGUCAUUCUUUACCACCUGUGUGCCGUCUGUCUUUGAGAUCCAUCUCUCUCCCCGUUCCUGCACAAGCAGAGAGCAGCCUCUUUCUCUUUCUCUUUCUCUUUCUCUUGUGUUUCGGGGAAGAGGCAGCAUUGCAUUUCAGCGGCAGCCCUUUGCACUUCAUGGUGAUGUUGGAAAGUGGGAGCUUAAAAUCCUCGUGUGCAAGCGUAAGAUCACCCUUGCUAUCAUGGAGCCAGCACAGUAUUUUUCAGAAUUACAGCAGGUCUAAAGUCUUGGGAUUCUAGAGCUUUCUCUGCAAUUAAAGCAGGAUUGCUUAUCUGCCCAGGGAGAAUGUUAAAGAUUUUAAUAGCUGCAAGCAGUUGUCUUUGCAGUGCAUGCUAACCAGUGCACAAACCAUAGCAGAUUCCAUUCUUACUUACACCUUCCUUAGCCCCUUCGCCUGUUACUUGCAUGAAGGGGUUUCCACCAGUCAAGGGCAGUGGAGGCACACAGCUUCCCCUCAUGGGUCUCAAGGAAGCCUAUCCACCUAGUGAGCUAUGAAUAUAGGCUUUCCUUCUCCAGACAGCCAUAAUUUGUAGGCAUCAGGGAAGGGUCUGGGGAAAAGCUGUGCAGCCCACUGCCCCUUGACCACACGAGCCCCCCUUCAAACAGGCAAGGUGUCUGUUGCUACUUACAUUUUUUUUCACGCAUGGACAGUGGCUGAAGUAAUCUCUUGGAGACACACCCAGAGAAGGGCCACUUGUUGACUUAGGGUAGUGAUGGCCAAACUUGGCCCUCCAGCUGUUUUGGGACUACAGUUCCCAUCACCUCUGACCACUGGUCCUGUUAGCUAGUGAUGAUGGGAGUUGUAGUCCCAAAACAGCUGGAGGGCCAAGUUUGGCCAUCACUGACUUAGGGUCUUUGUUGCCUCAUGUCAGCAGAGGGGUUCUAAGUGCUUAAAACAAGCACUUAGAAUUGGGCUUGGGAACAUGUGCAGUUGUGCUGAGACUGCUGUUACACAGUACUUGAAGUAGGCAGGAUUUGAGCUGCUUGCACAACCCACAGCAGGCUAAUGGUGGAGACCAACGAGCAGCACAAAAUCAGCUGGAGUAACCCGUUUGGGAAUUGAUGUCCUUUUAUAUAUAUAUAUAUGUUUCUUCUAUAGGAUCACGGCCGGUUUGUUAACUGUGUGAGAUUUUCUCCAGAUGGAAAUAGAUUUGCUACAGCCAGUGCAGAUGGCCAGGUAAAAUCGAGCCAUUUCUUACCUUUGGGGGGCGGGGCAGAUAUGCCUCUAGCUAAAUGGAGGGUCUGCUUUGAGUGUCAAAGGUCCCAGGAUCAGUCCCUGGCAUCUCCAGUUAAAGAUCUCGCCUUGGAACACCAGGAACCUAGGAGUGUCAUUGCUGGUCAUAAGAGAUAAUGUGGAACCGGAUGGACCAGUGGCCUGGUUCUUCAUAAAAUACUUUUCCUCUGGAGCUAGCACAGCAGUAACUGUGCCAAUAUUUGUGGCACUUUAGGUUCUAAGCAAAAAAGGGGUUGCCUCUCAGGAACUGGUGUUCCAGAAUCAAUGCUGGAGAAGGCAACAGAGGAAGGAGAGGGUGAAUAAGGCAAAAAUUAAGAUUAACCUCAAAGUCAGACAAGUAUAAAAGUAUUGGCCCCAAGGUGGGCAAAUUCCAUAGUAUAGUAAUAGUAAUAAUAAUAAUUAAUAAUAAUUUAUUAUUUGUACCCCGCCCAUCUGGCUGGGUUUCCCCAGCCACUCUGGGCAGCUUCCAACAAAGAUUAAAAAUACAUUAAAAUGUCACACAUUAAAAACUUCCCUAAACAGGGCUGCCUUCAGAUGUCUUCUGAAUGUCAGGUAGUUGUUUAUCUCUUUGACAUCUGAUGGGAGGGUGUUCCACAGGGCGGGUGCCACCACCGAGAAGGCCCUCUGCAUGGUUCCCUGUAGCUUUGCUUCUCGCAAUGAGGGAACCACCAGAAGGCCCUCGGAGCUGGACCUCAGUGUCUGGACAGAACGAUGGGGGUGGAGAUGCUCCUUCAAGUAUACUGGGCCGAGGCCGUUUAGGGCUUUAAAGGUCAGCACCAACAGUAUAGGGCAAUAAAAUUAUCAAGGUCAACCAAGAUGUCACAAAAUAGUGGGCAGACCUUUGGCUACCAGCCUAAGAGUUCUGGAGAUGAAAGAUGGGGGAAAGUAAAAUGUGGAUUGGUGUUCAAGCCAUGAAAUCUGCCUCAGUUGGGAUGCUGGAGGAGGUAGCAGAGGCUCUGUUAAAUGCUAUGUAGGUUUCAGAUUACAACCGUUGGAAGAAAGAGCACACAAUGGGUGAACCUUCAUAUUGGAGAGCAUUAAAAAAAUAUUCUCAGAUAUGGAGGGUCAGCCAUCUUAGGUUCCUUUUGCUUUUACUGGCCAGAAUUAUAGACUUGAUUGUAAUGCAAACUACUUCCUGAAGGUAAAGAAACAAGCAUGACAUUGAUUGCCUUAACCCAGAGGCAACGCCACACGUAGCAUUUUCCUAUAUUUCAGAUGUUUGGAUCCUUUUAUACUGCGUUUCAUUAAACACGUUCCAUUGCUUUCUGAUCUCAGUAGUACACUGUUUGAGUUUGAUACUUAAAUAUCUGCCUACUUUAAAGAAACUGCUGGUGUUUCAAUAUGGGGGGGGGGGUUAAGUAUGUUUAACUGCUGCCAAAAAACCCCAAACCCACUUAACUGAUACUUUGUCUCAUUUUCGGUUUUGAAAAGAUAUAUAUUUACGAUGGCAAAACUGGAGAGAAAGUUGGUGCGCUAGGAGGAAAUAAGGCACAUGAUGGAGGCAUUUAUGCAGUAAGUAUAUUGGGGCUUCCUCCUCUCUCUCUCUUUGACCAGACUGUUAGGUUAUGUUGAUUUCCACAGGCAUUAUAUGGAUCUGCUUUUCUUGCAACAGCACAAAUCGUGUCUGAUUCCACAGCACCUAAGGCUGCCUCUUAUGCUUAUGUAAGUGUGACAGAGUUGCUCAGUCCCUUAUCAGGCAUGAAGGAGUUUCUUAAUUGAAAAACCCAAGAGGUGUUAUGCCAACAUUCACUUUCUUUUUUGGGGUUAAAGCUUCAGCCCCCAGCCAUGCCAAGAGCAAUGGGCAUUCUUGGCAACGGUGCUGCUGGAGGAUGCAGCUGGGUUCAAGGCCAGCAAAACGCUGUGAGUAGCUGUACAAGGUCUGAUUUCUGGACAGUCCCUCUAGAUUUUAAUCCAGGUUUGCUAAAAAUUUGGUUCCAGUUUUAGGCUGUGGUAUUUCGUUGGCUUGAGUUAGAUGGACGGCUUAAAAGCCUCUUGAUUGACAAGUAAUCAGGGAGGCAGGUUUGUCCCUUAAAAAAAAAAUAUACAAGUACUUUGAAAAACCAAGGACAGAGGAAGCCACCUUUGAACAGAGAUUCUGCCUUUUUUCCCCAAGGAGGGGGUGUCUGAGAUGAUGCAUCACUAUGUGGGGGUUGUUGUUUUUUAAGUAACAGACGUUCUGAAAGCGAUGCUUUUCAUUGUAAGAUUUCUUUGGGAUGCUUGUGGAAUCUUCUUCUGAUUGAUUAAUUCACGAAAUGCUUUUGAGUUCAACUUUGCAUUCCAGAAUGGACUCAAUUCAUUUCUGAUUCUUUGUUUCUCCCAGAGCUGUAUUUACAGAAUUAAAAAUAAGCUGUAAUCAUUACAGGAAUAGCUUUUAAAAAAUACAUAUUCAUAAUCCUUCCUCCAGAGCACAAUAAUAGAUUGUGCUAGAAGGAAUAAUAAUAAAUAAUAAUAAUAAUAAUAAUAUCAGUUAUUUCCUCUUGAAGUUCUUCUUUAGCAAAUACCCAUUCUGCUAGAGUACAAUUGAAAGCAAAAUAAUAAACAUUAAAAUAAAUGGAACAGUCUCAUAUUGGCGAGUCAGCUUGUCUGCAUGACGUCUUCAAACUCGCCAUCUGGGGAAAUGUGCAUGGGAAACAAAUAUAGGCUGUCUCUGGUAUUUAGGGCGAGCCUAUACCUCUAAAUCCCUUUGUUUCCUUCCAACAGAUUAGCUGGAGUCCAGAUGGCAAUCGCCUGCUUUCUGCUUCUGGAGACAAGACAGCUAAGAUCUGGGAUGUUGGUGCUAAUAGCGUUGUGAAUACCUUUAACAUGGGAUCAAAUGUUUUGGAUCAGCAGCUGGGUUGUCUGUGGCAAAAGGGGCACUUGUUGACUGUCUCCCUUUCUGGCUACAUCAACUAUCUGGAUGAGAACAAUCCGGAUAAGCCCCUUCGUGUCAUCAAGGUCUGUGGAAUCAUUGAGCCGGCUCUUUCGAGUUUCCUAAUCAUGCACUGCUAGCAUUAUCCGUCUGUUUCCAACAGAAAUGAGUGUGGUUGUGAAGACCCAUUUAACAGAAAGGCUGCUUGAGCUACACUGUGGAUGCUCCUGUUCGGUUGGCUACACUGUUUUGUAGUAGUACUACAGUGGUACCUCGGGAUGCGAACAGGAUACGUUCUGGAGCCUCAUUCGCAUCCUGAACGCAAUGUAAGACGCAUCUGCGCGUGCACGGGUUGCGUUUCGCCGCUUCCGAGCAUGCGCAUGAUGUCAUUUUGAGCACCUGCGCAUGCGUGAGCGGCAAAACCCGGAAGUAACGCACUCUUACUUCCGGGUUGCCGUGGAGUGCAACUCAAACGCGCUCAACCCGAAGCACAUUCAACCUGAGGUAUGACUGUAGUAGUAGUAGUAAUUGGAAUAAUAGUAUUUUAUUUUAUUAUUUAUUUUAUUUAUUAUUCGUACCCCACCCAUCUGAUUGGGUUGCCCCAGCCUCUCUGGGUGGCAAACGAGAAGUGACUUUACUUAAUCCAAACCAGCCAGUUCUGAACAAUAUGUUCAGUGCUUGCCAGGUGGGAGGAUUCCUGGUUAAAUCAGAACAGAAUCAACACUUGUAAGAUCUCUUAGUUUGGGGAAAAGGUGAUCUAAGUGCAGUAAGACAAUUGCCUCUAAAUAUGGGGGGGGGCAUUUCAGGCAGUAGCUAGCUGUGCAUCUGCUUCUGAAUGCCAAACCUAAACAGCAGUCCGCCUCCCCCCCCCCCUACCCAAAUUGCCACAAGCACAACCCUCUUUUUAAAACUGAUGGAAAGUUCUGUUGCAGUCACAUCUCAUGGGCGUGUAUUGUUUCAAGGGAAGGGAAAGCCCCUUGGAGUUGGCAUGCGGAACAUCCCAGUGUAUGUCCGCCUGACACCCCACCAUUCUUGGCCACCUGAAAAUAGCCGUUAAUCUUAAAUGGCUCUGUCCCUCUCCUGUCCCUCCCCUUUCAUAUUAGACUGCUUACAUCAUUCCACCUCUUUCUCCCCUUUGUAGCCUUUGGCACAGUCUUAGUCUCCUACAUAGAAACUAAGCCAAAAUAUUUGUAGCUGAACAGGGUGCAUAGUCUGUUGUCUACUUUCCCCCACAUCAUAAUUUGCAUUGUAAGCUUCUCGGGGCCUGUAAUAUAUAAUAGGAUAAUAUUUGCCCUGUGUUUUUGUUUUUGAUAGACUAUUUUAAGGAUAAGACAACGGCUUGGAACCAAUUCCUCUUCUUCCCCUGCCCCAGAAGCGCAUAGCAGAGGGUUUGUGGGCUUGUCAACUUUCCCUUUUGUCUAUUAUCAGAGGAGUUUGAGGUUAGGCGAAGCUUUCCGGGGGGGGGGGGGGUGUUCUUCCCAAAAUCUGUGCAAAGAAGCCCAGAUUUGGGCAGGAAGAAACAAGUGGGCACAACGUGCUGUGAGUAACUUGAGCUGCUGUCUGUGUAAAUGUAAGAGUUUUUGUUAAUUAUGUGUGCUUUCUUUCAGGGUCACAGUAAAUCAAUACAAUGUCUUACGGUGCAUAAAAAUGGGGGGAAAUCCUAUAUCUACUCUGGAAGCCAUGAUGGGCAUAUUAAUAUCCUUUGA